Messenger RNA from Xyrauchen texanus (razorback sucker), 4760 nucleotides. It is a transcript of the gene dnajc25, whose product is annotated as DnaJ (Hsp40) homolog, subfamily C, member 25. The coding region runs from base 15 to 1058 and encodes 347 amino acids. The record is from RefSeq and is a predicted model, not a curated record. Gene Ontology annotation, biological process: protein folding. Gene Ontology annotation, cellular component: endoplasmic reticulum membrane. The transcript has 4 exons. NCBI's taxonomy places the organism in Eukaryota, Metazoa, Chordata, Actinopteri, Cypriniformes, Catostomidae.
CACUGAAUGCUGACAUGGCCGCGUCCAUCGCGCUGAGAUUGAUUUCUUGGUUCUGUGUUGUUUGUCUUCUUUUGGGGUUUUUAUUUUCUUCGGCCGCCGCACUAAUUGAGGGACUUUACUGCGGCACUCAGAGCUGUUAUGACGUUUUAGGAGUCGCCCGAGACUCAAGUAAAGCGGAGAUCGGACGCGCUUACCGCCAGCUGGCCCGAAGAUAUCACCCGGACAAAUAUCAGCCCGGAGACAGCGACGACACGCGAGACACUGUACAUCACAAGUUCUUGCUAAUCGCCACUGCUUACGAGACACUCAAGGAUGAAGAGUUACGGAAGGACUACGACUACAUGCUGGACCACCCAGAGGAAUACUACAGUCACUAUUACACAUACUACAGGAGAAGAAUUGCUCCCAAAGUGGACGUAAGGAUAGUGAUUCUCGUAACUGUUUGUGCAAUCUCAGUGUUUCAGUAUUACAGUUGGUGGAGCAGCUACUCGGAAGCCAUCAAUUACCUGAUGACUGUUCCCAAGUAUCGAAUCCAGGCCACUGAACUGGCAAAGCAGCAAGGUCUUCUGAACAAAACCAAAGAGAAGGGCAAGAACCGGCGAUCCAAAGAGGAGAUCCGUGAGGAAGAAGAGCAGAUCAUCAGAGACAUCAUCAAGAACAAGAUAGAUAUCAAGGGGGGCUAUCAGAAGCCAAACGUAUCUGAUAUCCUCUUGUGUAAAAUCAUUCUGUUCCCCUACUAUCUAUGCUCCUACAUAGCAUGGAACUGUUUGUGGUUUUACCGUUUCACCAUCCGUAGGGAGGAGUACGGGGACAAGGAGAAACUUUACAUAAUACGCAAGAACAUGAAGAUGUCACAGGCUCAGUUUGAUAGUCUGGACAAUAACAUGAUAGACACUUUUCUGAAGAAGCAGCUCUGGAUCAAACAAAACUUUGAGUCCUACAGAGAGGAGCAAGAGGAGGAGAUGAAGAUGAAGAUGGCUUCAGACUCACGAUGGAAACGUUACAGGCGCUGGAUGAAGAGCGAGGGACCUGGCCGCAUCACUUUUGUUGACGACUGACCUCACGCACAUUAUAGAUGCACUUCAUCACAGAUACACUUCAAAAAGCCUGAGCUUGCUUGUGCGUGAAUACGUACAGCUCUGUUUACAAUGGACCGAAAAUGUGCAUGUGAUUUAUAAGGAUGCCUUUUAAGAUGUAAGGCACUAAAUUAAGAGCGGUUUUUACGUAUGAAGGGUCAUUUCACUUUGCUGUAAUGGCAUAAGAGGAAAUAUUGAGGCCGGUCCUGUGUUCAAAUCAUAAAAUAAUCAAAUAAAGUGAAAUUUUUAUCACAUACAACAUAAACCCAUUUGCAAACUGUUUGUUUUAAAUAUUGGAGCUCUCCCUCUCUCAGUUCGAUUUAAUUCAAUGUGCUUUAUUGGAUAACAUAAAUUGAACUAUAACAAUAAAACAGUACAACAUGAAAACAGUAAUGGUUAUACAGAAAUAAAUUGGUCUCAAUACAUUACCACAUUAAUGUAUUAUGCUUUUAGUUCUGGUGGUCCCUCAGGUUAUUAUUACAGGAUACAAAAUAUCAUCAAAUCAUUCUUUUUCACCUAGAAUAAAAAAAAACAAAAAAAAAAUUGUGUUUGGGUACAUUCAUUGAAGUCAGAGGAGAUAUUGUUAAUUUUGUGAUAAUAUUUGUUUUAAUCAAAGGUUCCAUUGAGAGCACAGUCUGUCUGCUGCGGGCCAUCUCUGUACAUCGUCAGUACUUUUCUUAACUUUGUCAGUUACCAUGGUCAGACAGUUUGCAACAGUCUCCUCUUGAUUUAAUGGCAAAUAGCAUUCCAAUUUGUGUUGAGUUUUAAUAGUGUUUGUCCAGUACAUGAUGUACCUCUGUUUUUCCUUUUCUUUGUGUAUAAUUUGAUUAGACCGAAUGUUUGUUAGUGUGCGGUUGUCCUGAGACUGGCCAAUCUCAUCAGAGUUCAGUCAGUUUGAAUCAAAUGCUCUUAAAAUUUACUAAAACAAGCAAAAAUUGGACUUUCAAUUUGAUGUAAAUUUUUAUAAAUUUGGGUCUGUAUGGUGAAAAUGUGAUCAGAUGUGCAACAAUUUGAAGGCAAUCCAAUUUGACAUUUACUCAAGGUACUCGAAGAAUUAACUUUUUAAAUUGUUGAGAAUUUUUUAAUUUUCUUAUUGCUAAAGCAGACAGCAACUCUAAACAGGUAAACCGCACCUAUUUAUUAUAGAUUUUCUAUUUUAAAAGUAUUGACAAGCAGCUUAAAAUAUGUUCUAUUACAGUUUUUUUUUUUUUUGCUAAAUAAUUUUGAUUUUUGGGCAGCAAAUAUUUUUUUAAUAAUUUCAUUAGAUUGAGUGGCCAGACAUCAUGGUGUCAUGAUCAAUUGUGUCUGCUCAUAAAAUAUGUGUCCCAAGUGGGUAACCAAUCAGGACACAAUGUUUUUUCCGUCAUAAUUGCUGAUGAUCAUAAAAGAUUGUAAGGUGUGUGUAUAUAUGUAAAAUAUUUUGUAUUAUUGUGGUUCAGUGAUUCUGUAGCAGAUAACUUGCCAAAUGUAAGCUAACUGAAAAACACAGAAAAAGAAAUGUUUCAUUUCACGAUCUAUAGCUAUGGCAAUAUACUAUGUGCAGCAAGUUAUUUAAAAGUCAUCAAAUGUCAUAUUUACAAAGUUAUAUUGACAUACAGCAUACAAUAAUUUUGUAGGAUUUUUGUUCAGGCACUGAAUAUACUACUACUCAUUAGAAGUCCUAUGAGCCAAUGGAAUCACUAGAAAUUGCAAAAAUUCUGUUAACUACAUAAAAAGCUAUGAAUGGUCAAGCACCGCAGUACUUAAGUGACCUUCUGUCAUGCUAUAUUCCAUUACGUUCAUUAAAAUCACAAAAUUCUGGCCUGUUAAUAGUUUCUAGAAUAUCAAAAUCCACAAAAGAAAGUAGAUACUUUCUCCUAAACUAUGGAAUAGUCUCCCUAACACUGUUCGAGUUGCAGGCAGACACACUCACUAAGUCUAGACUAAAGACUCAUCUAUUUAGCCAGGCAUAUGCCUAAUUUAUCCUCCAACUCACAAUUAGGCUGCUUUAGUUAGGUCUGCUGGAACCAGAAACAUUUCUCAUCAAUUAAAAUUGAAUAAAUUGAAAGGCAUUUAUUCUAAUAUUAUUCUUUUUGUUUCCCUUUUCAACCUCGGGAUUCAUAUCACGAGGUUACCAGAUUCGGCCAGAUCCAGCUCUGUUCCUGCUUUGUGACUACUGCUACGUGUCGCUGAGUGAUGAUGACAAACUACAGCUGGUACUAGACAGCCAUCACUUCUGUCUUUUAUGAUUGGCUUUAGAGAAUGAACUGAUGCCAACUGUAAGACAUUGGAUACUUUAUAUGCCAAUGCCUGAAACAUGGACCCCACUGAACCUUACCAAAAUGACCUGCCGGUUUGAAAUGCGAUGCACAUAAUUGAUCUCUGCCUGCAUUCCCUUUGCUACUGAUGGACUACACUCUUGAAAUGGAAUACAUAGACUAUCAAUUAAUUGCAGACUAACAAAGGACAAUGCAUAUGUGAACUUCUGCAGCUAAUCCAGGAUGGACUUUAAAUACAUUAGUCAUUAAUCUCACAGUUCAUACAAAAUCUUUGUUUAAACACUGGCCUUAACUUUACAUUUACGCAUUUGGCAGACGCUUUUAUCCAAAGCGACUUACAGUGCACUUAUUACAGGGACAAUCUCCCUGGAGCAACCUGGAGUUAAAUGCCUUGCUCAAGGACACAAUGGUGGUGGCCGUGGGGUUCGACCCAGUGAUCUUCUGAUUAACAGUUAUAUGCUUCAGCCCACUACACCACCACCACUCCUAUUGUAACUUUUAUUAUACAAAUUUUACACAAAUAAUUAAUAUUGGCAUUAUAUUCAUGCUGUUUAGCCUAUGUUUGUUUAGGGGAACUGGCCACCACAGUGAGUCUGGUUUCUCCCAAGAUUAAUUUUCUCCAUUAACCAACAUCUUAUGUAGUUUUGUGUUCCAUGCCACAGUUGCCUUCGGCCUGCUUUCUGGGGUUCUAAAUACAAUUAUUAUUUAAUUAUUUAUUUUUAUACUCAAUUUACAGUCAUAUUUAAUCAAACUACACAAUGAUAACUAAGACUUUUUAGAUAUUACAGUUUCAUAUUCUGCUAAAGUACGAUUUUCUGUAUGCUGCUUUAAAACGAUGUGUGUUGUUAAAAGCACAAUACAAAUAAAAAUGACUUUACUAUGACGUCAGAUGAGGACUCAACUCAUCACAACACCUGUUUACCCAGGACAGUUCCGGUUUUAAGAGAUGUGUCCUGCUGUCCUGAAAAUUCUCAAAAAAAUGUAGGCCUAAUUAUGUCCUAGUUUAAGCUGACAUUGCCACUGAUUUGUUUCUUCAUAAAGUAAAUCUCAUUGACCUUCUAGCCAUUGUCUCUGGUAUCGUUUGCAGAGAAGAGAAGCAAUUUUGUUGCAUCGCACGUUGAUUUGACAAUACUUUCAUCCUAGUCUUCAGCAAAUCAGAUGAAAUGUAUCUGGUUACCAUGGAAAUGACGUCAUGUGCUUGGUGCUCACGCUCUAUUUCGUCCUGUCAGUCAAAUGGCCAAAUAAAAAUCAGUUUUCAACAGCUAGCUGAAAGAAGCCGAUCCAUUUCUUCGUGCAACGUGAAAAUGUUAGAGAGGUUUUUUCUGUCACUGUGAAAGUUCAUUUUCCCACGAGUACGAAGGUAAAUCAGACAAUGUCAUGUUCAGACAACUGCACUUUUUUACAUAGUACAAGCAUUUCAAUGUUG